AUGUACAUUCAGUGUGUCCGGGCAGACAAGAAUGGCCAACAUAUCCUCGGCUUGAUCGAAGAUUACAACUGUCUCCGGAAGCAAAUCACAGAAGGGCGGAAGCGACUGGGUAAACUGGAGCUUCUCCUGAAAGAGGGAGAAGGUCUGGAUUCUGCAGUGACAGUUCCUCUGAGCAGUUUGCCUGCCACCUUCAAGGCGGUCCAACAGAACCUGGAAGAAGCUGCCCGCCUCUUGAACCUCCCCUGGAGGGUCUCCUUGCCAAUGAAAGUGGUCCAUGCUGCUGCUUACUCGCUUCAGGAUGAAAGUCUGAAGUCCGAGGUCUACAAGCUCCGUCGGAAAGUGGCCAAACAGGAGAAGAAGCUCUACAGUACGGCCAGGCGCUUGUAUUCCACCAACCAACUCAAGGAAAACAUGGAGAGGGUCAUCAUAGAUCAGUUGGCAUUAACACACAAUGUUUUUAAAAAGGCCAGAGGAAACCUUGAAGUUCAGCAAUCAGACAACAAAGCCACCCCUUCCGGCCUCAUCAAGAAGAGAGUUUAAGCGAAGGUUUCCGGGGGGCCUAGAAUAAAGACC
Molecule: messenger RNA, 573 nt
Organism: Notechis scutatus (mainland tiger snake)
Lineage: Eukaryota; Metazoa; Chordata; Lepidosauria; Squamata; Elapidae
Source: RefSeq, a predicted model, not a curated record